AAACCCUUUAGAGGGCGAGGCCCCUUGUCAAACAAGUGCUUAAGUGUUGUCGAGCGUUGCACUGAGCAUGCGUGAACUGAAAAGUGCGUUUUAGAAUGAUUACUGCGAAAAAGAUAGGGAGGGAGAGAACGGGGGAGAUUAAGCGGACUGCACACAACUGUUGUCUUAAUCCUCUGAGCGGAUAGAUUUAGCAAAAAAGGAAAAACGGCCUUGGAACGCAGCAGCCAUAUUGUAUGGAAUACUCUUGGAAUAUUUUGUUCCCAGUUCUAUGUCUGAAGCCCAUGCUCAAACUUCAACCGAAGUCUUGGGGAAGAUAGUUUAACUCUGGCAGCGGGACCUGUUACCGCUAGCUAUUAAACUGGCUGUGGAUUUCAGUGUAGCAUAGGCUACUGAUAUUGCGUAGAUUUUGGUACCAGACACUGCCUCUCCGUUUGUAUUUGUAUUUAUCUUUGAGCGUAGUUGUGGUUGUUUUAGACAUGAAGGACCGACUGGAGCAACUCAAAGCGACGCUAGACACUGACGAUGCUGACGAUGUGGAGAUUGCUGUGGACAAUGCAGCAUUUAUGGACGAUUUCUUUGUCCAGAUUGAAGACAUCAGGAGUAGCAUCGACAAGAUUGAUGAACAUGUUGUUGAAGUGAAGAAGCUUUACUCGGUUAUACUCUCGGCACCCACAUCGGAGCAGAAAACACAAGAUGACCUUGAGACUAUCACUAACGACAUUAAAAAGAUGGCUAAUAAUGCCAGAAACAAGCUCAAGACCAUUGAGAGAAAUUUGGAGACGGAGCAGGAAGAAAGAGUUUCUGCUGACAUGAGGAUACGCAAGUCACAGCAUGCUGUGCUUUCACGGAAGUUUGUGGAAGUGAUGACCAAGUACAACGAGGCUCAGGUGGAUUUCAGAGAGAGGAGUAAAGGACGCAUCCAGAGGCAGCUAGAGAUUACUGGUAAAGCCACCACUGAUGAUGAGUUGGAGGAGAUGCUGGAGAGUGGAAAUGCAGCCGUCUUCACAGCGGGGAUCGUGGACUCCAGCAUCUCUAAGCAGGCUCUGAGUGAGAUCGAGGCGCGACACAAGGACAUCGUACGCCUGGAGAGCAGCAUUAAGGAGCUGCACGACAUGUUUGUGGACAUCGCCAUGCUAGUAGAGAGCCAGGGUGGCAUCAUCGACAGGAUCGAGAGCAACAUGGACCAGUCCGUGGGCUUUGUGGAGAGGGCCGUGGCCGACACCAAGAAGGCCGCCAAGUACCAGCAGGAGGCGCGGCGUGUGAGUUGCUCAGUGGAGAACGGUUCUACCCUCAGAGACCCACCCCUCGGUUCCACCCUCAGAGACCCACCCCUCGGUUCCACCCUCAAAGACCCACCCCUCGGUUCCACCCUCAGAGACCCACCCCUCGGUUCCACCCUCAGAGACCCACCCCUCGGUUCCACCCUCAGAGACCCACCCCUCGGUUCCACCCUCAAAGACCCACCCCUCGGCUCCACCCUCAGAGACCCACCCCUCGGUUCCACCCUCAGAGACCCACCCCUCGGUUCCACCCUCAGAGACCCACCCCUCGGCUCCACCCUCAAAGACCCACCCCUCGGCUCCACCCUCAGAGACCCACCCCUCGGUUCCACCCUCAGAGACCCACCCCUCGGUUCUACCCUCAGAGACCCACCGCUAAGGCCCUCGUCGCUCCCUCUUCUGCUAACUCAUCCUGCCUUCUCUUGUUUCACCAAACCUUUCCUUGGCUUUCUUCUCCUCUCCUAAUUGCCUGAUCCUUGUUAGCAGAAAACUAUAAUUAUAGUGUGUGUUGUGCUGGUGAUUCUGGCCAUUAUUGCGCUCAUAAUUGGCCUGUCUGU
Molecule: messenger RNA, 1837 nt
Organism: Clupea harengus (Atlantic herring)
Lineage: Eukaryota; Metazoa; Chordata; Actinopteri; Clupeiformes; Clupeidae
Gene: stx3b
Product: syntaxin-3-like
Exons: 10
Coding region: 477-1745 (422 amino acids)
Biological process (GO): intracellular protein transport; vesicle fusion; exocytic insertion of neurotransmitter receptor to postsynaptic membrane
Cellular component (GO): endomembrane system; postsynapse; SNARE complex
Molecular function (GO): SNARE binding; SNAP receptor activity
Source: RefSeq, a predicted model, not a curated record